Paramecium tetraurelia is the source of this 612-nucleotide messenger RNA. RefSeq lists its product as uncharacterized. The record is from RefSeq and is a predicted model, not a curated record. NCBI's taxonomy places the organism in Eukaryota, Ciliophora, Oligohymenophorea, Peniculida, Parameciidae. The transcript has a single exon.
AUGUACUAUCACUAAAACGCCCCUGUUCAUUAAUAUUCACCAUUUCAGACGAUGCCAACUGUCCAAUAUAAAUAACAUGCCACAAUACAUCCACCACGCAUUAAUUAAAUUUAUUAAGCAUAGUCAUAAAUAUAACCUUCAUAAUCAUCAAAUUUUCGAUAUAUGCAAAAUUCUUAACAAUUAAAGUAAUCAACUCUAAGCACCUUCUAACCUUAUUAGCCGGACCCAGAAGUAGAAAAAAUAAUCUCUAAAUAUAAUACAACAUAAAAAAAUACUUAAAUUGAAUAACCCGUAACUCACUGGCCAUCCAAUAGUAUUCAGUAGAACUAAUCAAACUAAUUUAGAGACUAAAAUCAAAAUAGUAAGGAUGAGUAAGAAUUCAAAGAUAAUAAUACACCACUCCAUUUUUAAUUUGAUGAUAUUAAAUAGAGGAAACCUAAUUUAGAAUAGAAGAACUAUUCUCCAGAUAAAAAUGAUUUUAAGGAUUUUAUUCCUUUAAAAUAAGAAUAAGUGGCCCUUCCUGAAUAAAACGAUAAAAUUGUUAAAUUAAUAGUUUCUGGGAUCAUUGUUUUAUUAAUUUUAUAUAUCAUAUCAUUUCUACUACUAAAAUGA